AUGUCUUUGAAGGCCAUCUCCGCCAAAGACGCCGCCUCUCUCGAUAGGGAUCUCAUGGACCCAGAGAUUGGGGGGUGGUCGCUAGACCAGCUGAUGGAGUUGGCGGGUCUCUCUGUGUCUCAGGCAGUCUAUCGUGUGCACCCACCGAGUAAAGGAAAGAAUGUCCUGGUGGUCUGUGGACCUGGUAACAACGGAGGCGAUGGUCUCGUCGCAGCCCGUCAUCUAGCCCAGUACGGCUACACACCCUCCGUAUAUUAUCCGAAAGAAGGGAAAAAUGAACUCUACCAGCGCCUCAAAAAACAACUCCACAAUCUUUCCGUCCCUUUCGUGCAGGAAGCAGACUUCCCCUCCUCCCUCGUCACCUCCCACUUCCUCAUCGACGCCAUCUUCGGGUUCUCCUUCGGUGGCCCCCUACGCGAACCGUUUCCCUCGAUCAUCACCCAAAUAGAAUCUUCGAAUAUCCCCGUCCUGAGCGUCGACGCACCAAGUUCCUGGGACAUAGCGGCCGGCCCGCCCAAAUCCGGACCAGGAGCGAACUUCAUGCCGGCUUGCUUGAUCUCGUUGACCGCCCCAAAACCCUGCGUCAUGUAUUACAGGGGUAGACAUUUCGUCGGGGGGAGGUUCCUCACCAGCCAGAUCGCGGAGAAGUAUGGGAUCAACGUUCCUCAGUAUCCGGGUGUCGAGCAGAUUAUCGAGAUCGGGGUCGAUGCUGAGGGGAGACUAUAA
Messenger RNA from Penicilliopsis zonata CBS 506.65, 726 nucleotides. RefSeq lists its product as hypothetical. Bases 1 to 726 code for a protein of 241 amino acids. Gene Ontology annotation, molecular function: NAD(P)HX epimerase activity. The record is from RefSeq and is a predicted model, not a curated record. Gene Ontology annotation, cellular component: mitochondrion. The transcript has 5 exons. Lineage: Eukaryota; Fungi; Ascomycota; Eurotiomycetes; Eurotiales; Aspergillaceae.